UUCCCCUGGAUGAAAGAGUCUCGACAAAACACCAAGCAGAAAAACAGCGGCUCCAGUUCAGCCACAUUUGAUCUGGGAAAGAGCAAGAAGCUUCAAAUGUGUUCUUAAAGGCCAGAAGCUGUCAAAGCGGUUGGCCCGGGAAGAUUGAUCGCGCGCAGGCUUCAGCGGAUCUUUGUUUGGAGUAAAAGCAAGAAAAUUAAAAAGAGAGAGAGAGAGAGAGAGAGAGAGGAAAGAAACCCAGCCUACAUCUUCCAACAGCAUGUAUAUUUGUAAGGCACCCUUUUUCAUCCUCCCUCCCUCCCCUCCCUCCUUCCUUCCUUUCCUGUCAAAGAUGCAUUAAAUAGCAACCCCAAUCUACAUUUUUUUAAAAAAUGUGAACAAAUUAUUGCAAUAUCUCGGCCCCUCCCCCACCCCUUCCUCAGCCCCUGAUCCAUAUUGUGGGAGUUUAUUUGCUUGAAAUCAAAAAGGGGUUUUGCUUUUUUUUUCUUUUUUGCUUAAAAAAAAAUCACCUUUAAAAACAUUCUCUCUCUCUCUCUUUUUGCUUAGCUUCACUCCACCUGAAGAUGUAAUGGUCAGUUUAUUGUUUUAAGCGCUUCCAAGCUCUGCUCAGGAUUCUGCUCUGAAAUGUAACAAGGACUCGAGGUAGCGGAUGGAGCACUUUCGGGCUUCACUGGAAUGUAUAAAUAUAGAAAGAGAAGCUCUUCCAUCCCACCCCUCUCGCCUUGCAGAAAGCCCUCUUCCAAAAAUAAAGGAGGAUGCGCGGCCUUUUUCCUGGUUUGCUUUGAAGAAGAGGAAACCUUCGCCUCGUUCCCACCGUGUCCUUCUGGGUCUUCUUCUCUCCUCCAGCGCUGUCCACCCCUCCCCUCAUUUACCUUUUGUAAAAAUAAUAAUAAUAAUAAUAGUAAUUGAGGCGAUUGAAGAGCUAUCCUGUCCAAACCAUCGGCAUCGCGGAAUGAAUGAGCAAAUCGAAUAAACCGUGCGCUCCAAAACGAGAUGAAGCGCUAAAUAAGAGGGAACUUUUUCUCCAAGGGGGCUGCGAGUUGAAGGCCAUGAAUUUCGAAUUUGAGCGAGAGAUUGGUUUUAUCAAUAGUCAGCCAUCGCUCGCUGAGUGCCUGACAUCUUUUCCCCCUGUCGGUGAUACAUUUCAAAGUUCAUCAAUCAAGAACUCGACGCUUUCACACUCGACACUGAUUCCUCCUCCUUUUGAGCAGACCAUCCCCAGCCUGAACCCAGGCAGCCACCCUCGCCACAGCAGCAGCAGCCGCCCCAAGCACAGCCCCAAUGCCAGCAGCGGCAGCCCAGUGCCAGCCGGCGCCCUCCAGCCUCCGGAAUACCCCUGGAUGAAGGAGAAAAAAGCCUCCAAGAAAACUGUCCUGCCGCCUCCUUCGGCCUCCGCCACUGGACCAGCCUGCCUGAGCCACAAAGCAGAAUCUCUGGAGAUUUCCGAAAAUGGGACCGGGGGCUCCAGGAGGCUGAGGACUGCUUACACCAACACGCAGCUCUUGGAGCUGGAGAAGGAAUUCCAUUUCAACAAGUACCUCUGCAGACCGAGGCGGGUGGAGAUCGCCGCUCUCCUGGAUCUGACCGAGAGGCAAGUCAAGGUGUGGUUUCAGAACAGGAGGAUGAAGCACAAGAGGCAGACCCAGUGCAAGGAGAACCAGAACAGCGAAGGGAAAUUCAAAGGCUUGGAGGAUCCCGAGAAAGCAGAAGACGACGAGGAGGAGGAGGAAGAGGAGGAGGAGGAGGAGAAAUCCCUCUUCGAGCAAGCCCUCAACAAUGUCUCAGGCGCGCUUUCGGAAAGGGAAGGCUACACUUUUCAGCAGAAUGCACUAGCGCAACAGCAGGCUGUCACUGUCCACAAUGGAGAGUCCCAAAGUUUCCCAGUUUCGCCUUUAACGAGCAAUGAGAAAAAUCUGAAACAUUUUCAGCAUCAGUCACCCACUGUUCCCAACUGCCUGUCAACAAUGGCCCAGAACUGUGCAGCUGGCCUGAACAAUGACAGUCCUGAGGCCCUGGAGGUGCCUUCUUUACAGGACUUCAGCGUUUUCUCCGCAGAUUCCUGCCUACAGCUCUCCGACGCCGUCUCCCCCAGUCUGCCAGGGUCCCUCGACAGCCCUGUAGAUAUUUCAGCUGACAGCUUUGACUUUUUUACAGAUACACUCACCACAAUUGACUUGCAGCAUCUGAAUUACUGAGAAAUGACAGACCAACUUUUCCGAAAAGGGUUAUUUCCCCCCUCUCCUUUUCCUUUUUUUGGGGGAGCGGGAGGGGGAGGGGGAUGACUUGAUUUAAUUUCUUUCCCUUUUCCUGGUCAGUAUUUUCCUGAUUAUUUUUAUUUUUCCUUCUCGGUGUGUUGGAGAGCUUAUUUUGCCGUUUGCCUAUGACAUUUUUAGUUGUGUCCGGUUUUAAACCUAGUCCCAUUCUAGGUCCUUCUAUGAAAAGCAAUAUAUAAGGCCUGUAAGAAAGUGAUCAUAUCAAAAUUGUAUCUUCACUUUCUUUUUAUUUUUGUAUUACAUUAGGAUGCGUUGUCAUAAGUAUUUUUGGUAGAAUAAAUUCUUGUUUGCUACAAGCA
Molecule: messenger RNA, 2572 nt
Organism: Podarcis muralis (Common wall lizard)
Lineage: Eukaryota; Metazoa; Chordata; Lepidosauria; Squamata; Lacertidae
Source: RefSeq, a predicted model, not a curated record